This is a messenger RNA of Abrus precatorius (Indian licorice), 4041 nucleotides long. RefSeq names its product inactive leucine-rich repeat receptor-like serine/threonine-protein kinase At1g60630. The record is from RefSeq and is a predicted model, not a curated record. Gene Ontology annotation, biological process: protein phosphorylation. Gene Ontology annotation, molecular function: protein binding; ATP binding; protein kinase activity. Bases 1829 to 3817 code for a protein of 662 amino acids. The transcript has 3 exons. NCBI's taxonomy places the organism in Eukaryota, Viridiplantae, Streptophyta, Magnoliopsida, Fabales, Fabaceae.
ACAUAUUUUUGGUCCAAAACAUCUAAAAAGUUUGAAACCCACCACCACGCCUAAGGCUGGGCCAGGCCGGUCCCGGCAUUAUAAUAGGAAUUUUUGCUGUCAUAAUCUUAUGACACAUGGAUUCUAUUAUUAUGGUUUAUGAUGACCACACACAAUCAAACUAGGAGCGCACGGUCUCUCUAAUAGGACCUAUAUUUUCGGCUUGGUCUCUGGUCAACCAAACACAGCCACAAAACCGUGAGUCCAUUACCUUCGCAAUGCACAUCUUCUUUUCCCCUGCUUUUUUCAAUUUUAUAAUCUAACACGCUAAUUUUCUGACCAAACAUAUUCAUUCAUAGUGCAUAUAUUAUGCGACGAGGGAAAACACAGGAUAAGAAAAUCCAAUAUGACAGCUGGCAAGAUUCAUAGUUACUGAUACACGAGCUCAACUACACACCACUCCACUUUUUUGUUUUGACACAUCCAAUGCCCAUUUAAUUGCAACACGUGGCAGGUGUUGGGUUUCUUUUAUUUAGUUUUUCUUCAUCUCUACUUUUUGUGAAAUCCCAUUUAUUGCCCUUCUCUUUAGCCUUCAAUUCGUUCACCAAUUUCCUGAGAAGAAAGAAGAGAGGGGCCUUUCUUCGCGAGAGGAAGAAAGAGGCAUGUUCUUUUCUGUCCUCUCUUUCUCUCUCUCUCAUCAGACAGUCAGACACUCGCAUAAUACACACAUAGAUGCAGCAGAGAGAGUCUUUCUCUCUCUCGAAUUAUUACUUCAAAUCCAUUCAGAGUACAGAUGGUUCAUCGAUUAUAGGGGUUUAGCAGCUGGAAUCUGCACUUGCACCAUGUGUGUUGCUGCCACGACUAUUGUUAUUUGUUAAUGUUUUCUUUUAUAUAUAUAACAUCCAAUUUGACCGAGCAAGUUUCGAAGAAUAAAUUGGAGAAAAUGUUAAAACCUUUUCGAGCCUGUCUCAGUCUUCAUCAUUCCAUUCAGUAGGUAUUGCAAUUGCAAUGAUUCUAAUGCAGAGUAUUGGAUCCCACUUCAGCCAUGUUUAAAAACUGCUAAAAUCUAUGAUUGCGAGCAACCCAAGAAAGUAAGUAUAAAAUUGUAUAUAUGCAUGGCUUUGUUUAUUCCACAACGAAGAGGAUCAAAAUAUAUGUUAAAAAAAGAAGAAAAACAGUACUUAUUUUUGUUUGCUUGCAAAGUUGUUUACUUUUGUUUAAUAAUGGUGCAGUUUAGCAAUAUAGAAAUCAUAGAGAGACGAAAAGAAUGGUUAUUUGUGGUCUGCGGGUACUGGGAUGAUUUCACGUGAGAGUUCUGCCACAGUGUCCGUGAGUGUUGCAAGCCUUGAGGAGUUUCGAGAAACGAAGCCAAGCCACUUUAACCACAGUAAGUGUCUCCAAUUUGAUGGAUCCCCAGAGCUCCCCAAUAGAGCUCUUUCACUCCAUGGCACACACUACCAUGAUUUUGUUCAACCCCAUUUCAAGUUCGGGUCAGAAAAAGAGUAGUAGCACAAGAUUCUAGCUAGCAAGGUCUCAUGAGUCAUAAGAGAGGGUUUUGUAGGUCCCUUUGAGCAAGCAUGCAUAUGCAUAUGGUAGAUCUGAAGGCUUUAAAGUGAGUUCGAAGACCAAACAGCUAAGGAAACCAAGAUCUGUCCCAACCGUUUUUCAGCUAAUUUAAGUGGGUCAGUUAACACUCUCAUGCAUUAAAGUGUUCUCAUAUCUUCUCCACACAGUGUCUCUCAUUAUGGGGAACCAAAACAGGUGAGAGAGCUUGCUUGCAUAUUGCAAAUUGCAAUUGCAAUUGCAACAGUGAUUACAAGCUGGUCCCCGUUCUCAUUCUCCUCCUAACAUGGAGAGAUCCUCUGUGUUUGUUCUUGUCUCCGCGCUUUGUCUCUUACUGUCCCAACCUACCGGAUCAGAAGACGACGAUUCCCAAGCGCUUCUGGCACUCAAAUCCUCCAUAGACGUUCUCAACAAGCUUCCAUGGCGUGCAGGAAGCGACGUGUGCACGUGGGUAGGUGUCAGAGACUGCUUCAACGGGAAAGUGAGGAAGCUAGUUCUGGAACACUCCAACCUAACCGGCACUUUGGAGGCAAAGAUCUUGAACCGUUUGGAUCAACUCCGAGUCCUCAGCUUCAAAGGAAACUCACUCUCCGGUCAAAUCCCCGACCUCUCCGCCUUAGUCAACCUCAAAUCAAUAUUCCUCAACGAGAACAACUUCUCCGGCGAGUUCCCCCCCUCCGUCUCCCUCCUCCACCGAGUCAAAGUCGUCGUUUUAUCCGGGAACCAAAUCUCCGGCGACAUCCCGGCGUCCUUGCUCAAGCUCCGGCGCCUCUACAUCCUCUACUUACAGGACAACAUGUUCACCGGACACAUCCCGGGUUUCAACCAAACCGGGCUCCGGUACCUGAACGUGUCGAACAACCGACUCUCCGGCGAGAUUCCGGUGACCCCUGCAUUGAUCCGAUUCAAUGCGUCGUCGUUUGAGGGAAACCCAGGGCUGUGCGGAGAGCAGAUCGAGCAACCAUGCAGAAGCACGAGCAUUGCGUUGCCACCAUCGGUAAGCCCUAGUUAUCCUCUGAUUCCGGGGAAAGCGAAAACGUCGACGUCAUCGAACCGCACGAAACUGAUAAAGAUAAUCGGAGGGAGCGUUGGAGGGGCUGUUAUGCUGUUUAUAUUAUGCUUAGGUGUGGUGUGGGUGAUUGGGAAGAAGCGGGGGAAGAGGGUGGGUUCUGGAACGAGGAGCAAGGGUGGUGACGUGGCGGAAGGUGAAGUUGUUGCGGUUGGAAGAGAAGAAGGUGGCGGUAGCAACGAGGGGAAAGAUGGGGUUUUCGCGUGGGAGAGUGAGGGUGUAGGGAAGUUGGUGUUCUGCGGCGGAGGGGAUCGGGAGAUGAGUUACAGUUUGGAGGAUUUGCUGAAGGCUUCGGCGGAGACAUUGGGUAGGGGUAUUAUGGGAAGUACGUAUAAGGCAGUGAUGGAAUCUGGGUUCAUAGUUACUGUGAAGAGGUUGAAAGAUGCUAGGUACCCUGCUUUAGAGGAGUUUAGGGCACACAUUGAGGUGUUAGGGAGACUCAGACACCCUAACUUGGUCCCACUCAGAGCUUAUUUUCAGGCCAAAGAGGAACGUCUUCUUGUUUAUGAUUAUUUCCCCAAUGGCAGCCUCUUCUCCCUCAUUCACGGAUCAAAAACAUCUGGCGGGGGAAAGCCUCUUCACUGGACAUCCUGCCUUAAAAUCGCAGAAGAUCUAGCAACUGGCCUUCUCUAUAUCCAUCAGACCUCUGGCUUGACACAUGGAAACCUUAAAUCUUCCAAUGUGUUGCUGGGUUCUGACUUUGAGUCCUGUCUUACUGAUUAUGGUCUCACAGUGUUCCUUAAUCCUGACUCAAUGGAUGAGCCUAGUGCCACUUCUUUAUUCUAUAGAGCACCCGAAUGCCGCAGCUUUCAAAGGUCACAAACCCAACCAGCUGAUGUAUACAGCUUUGGUGUCCUUCUUCUUGAGCUUUUGACUGGCAAAACACCCUUCCAAGACCUUGUUCAGACAUAUGGUUCAGAUAUUCCUAGGUGGGUUCGGUCGGUGCGCGAAGAAGAGACCGAGUCUGGGGAUGAACCUUCCUCAGGCAAUGAAGCAUCUGAAGAGAAGCUUCAGGCUCUUUUGAACAUUGCAAUGUCAUGUGUUUCGCUAGUGCCAGAGAAUAGGCCUACAAUGAGAGAAGUUUUAAAGAUGAUAAGAGAUGCAAGAGGGGAAGCUCAUGUAUCAUCUAACAGUAGUGAUCACUCUCCUGGUAGAUGGUCAGAUACUGUUCAAAGCUUACCAAGGGAAGAACACCUGGGCAUAUGAUUGAGUCAUCAAAGAUUCAGCUUGCAAAAUAUUCACUUCCUUCGUUCUCUUUCCUCCCUGUCAUUGGCCAAUGCCACAAUGCAACCUGUGAUUUCGGUGUAGACUUGGUAUAAAUUUAAAAAUCCCUUGGAAAGUUUGUAAAUAUAAAUUUAUCAUAAAAGUUACAAGUGGUAACUACACGUGUAUUCCAUUGAUAUUUUUAAAAUUGGAUAUAAAUAUGAAAU